Molecule: messenger RNA, 993 nt
Organism: Symbiodinium necroappetens
Lineage: Eukaryota; Dinophyceae; Suessiales; Symbiodiniaceae
Source: the annotation of a GenBank genome assembly
AUGCAGGUGGCAGAUUUGCAGAUCCUGAAAGUCGAGGAUGUUGAUAGCCUCGUCCGGAAAUUCACUGAAGAGGUUGACAAGUCCGUGCAGCUUCAGGCAAGCCGAUGUUCUCGACUGGAGGAGGAUCUUGCUGUGGUCAAAGCAGCUGAAAGCACGACAGAGGCAGAUCGGCGGAGAUGUGUCCAGCUCGAAAAAAUGGUCGAUGCGUUGGUACAGCAGCGUCGCCAAGAUUUGCAGCAAUCGCAGGAAAACUUGCGUGAAAUUGAUGCUAGGUUUCAUGACCUGGAUCAGAAGGAGAAGCAGGAGAAAAGCUGGCCAAAGGAAGCAGAGGCAAUUCGACAGGAAGUUCAGGAUUUACGGUCGACACACAUUCCGUCGCUGUUUCAACAGCACAUGAAGGCUAUGAAAGCCAUGCAAGAAGGGCUGACCGUCGUCCGUAGUGAGGUGAAGAAGCUUGGUGAAAUCCUGGAAGCCGUCCAGGCAACCCAAAAUGGCCCUGGCAGAGAGGAGCAGUCUGAGAAAGCAAGGGAAGUGCUGGCUUUGAAGGUCCAAGUGAGCGACUUGCAGGAGCAGGUGACGGAGGUGGUGGUCCGAGGGCUGGAAGAGCGGUUUGCGAGCUUGAGGGCAGAUGUGUCCAGGGAGGUCGCUUCAGUUCUUAGAGAGAACAAGGAGGAUCGAUCAGCUGCCUGGCGAAGACUUUCUGCUCUGGAGGCUUGGCCAGCAUCGCAAGCAGAGCUCAGUGCAGAAUUUCAUCGUCUUCGGCAACAACACGAGGAGGAUCGGGGCCUCAUGGAGGUUCUGCGCCGUGAUGUGGAAGGAUUGGGAAGACAGGUGGUACAACUUCGGAGAGACUUUGCCAUUGCUCAAGACCCUACAGCAGAGGCUGCAGUGAUGGAGACGGAUGCUGCAUCUCGUGCGGGGUUGCUGGAAGGCCUCUUUGGCACGUCAGUGCCUGCCAUACCCACGGAGGAGGUGACUUCAGCUCCCAAGGCC